Messenger RNA from Lactuca sativa (garden lettuce), 1151 nucleotides. RefSeq names its product serine/threonine-protein kinase Aurora-1. Gene Ontology annotation, biological process: protein phosphorylation. The record is from RefSeq and is a predicted model, not a curated record. NCBI's taxonomy places the organism in Eukaryota, Viridiplantae, Streptophyta, Magnoliopsida, Asterales, Asteraceae. Gene Ontology annotation, molecular function: ATP binding; protein kinase activity.
UGUGACCGUUGUGUAAUUUAGGAGAGAGAAAGCAGAUCCUCCUCCUCUCUCCCCCUCUUUAUUCAAAAAAAUUCGCAUUUCCUCUUCGUUUGUCUGCCUUUCUCUCUCUUUCUCUAUCUAUAUCCAGUUUUCUCUCUCUAGAAUCCGUUGCUCUCUCAUGGCAAUCGCAGCAGAAACGCAGAUUCAACAAACGGCUAAUACAGAGGCAGCAGCAGAAAAAAAGAGGUGGACGCUUAAUGACUUCGACAUUGGGAGGCCACUGGGAAGAGGAAAGUUUGGUCAUGUUUACAUAGCUAAGGAAAAGAGGAGCAACCAUAUUGUUGCACUAAAGGUGCUCUUCAAAAGCCAACUCAAACAGUCCCAGGUGGAGCACCAACUUCGCCGUGAAGUAGAAAUUCAAAGUCACCUUAGACACCCUAACAUCCUCCGACUCUAUGGUUAUUUUUAUGAUCAGAAAAGAGUCUACCUGAUUUUGGAAUAUGCUGCUAAAGGAGAACUCUACAAGGAGCUCCAAAGAUGCAAGCACUUCAGUGAAAGACGUGCUGCUACUUAUGUUGCUUCAUUAGCGAGGGCUCUAAUAUAUUGUCAUGGGAAGCAUGUAAUUCAUAGGGAUAUAAAACCGGAGAAUCUUUUAAUUGGUGCACAGGGUGAGUUAAAGAUUGCUGAUUUUGGGUGGUCUGUGCACACAUUCAAUCGCAGGCAGACCAUGUGUGGAACUCUAGAUUAUCUCCCACCUGAAAUGGUGGAGAGCACAGAGCAUGAUGCAAGUGUGGACAUAUGGAGUCUUGGUAUUCUUUGCUAUGAAUUCCUUUAUGGUGUCCCUCCAUUUGAAGCUAAAGAACACACUGAUACAUAUAGGAGAAUUGUGAAAGUAGAUUUGAAGUUCCCUUCAAAACCGGUAGUCUCCUCAGCUGCCAAGGACCUAAUUAGUCAGAUGCUUGUUAAAGAAAGUUCCAAGAGAAUGCCUUUACACAAGCUUCUUGAACAUCCAUGGGUAGUUCAGAAUGCCGAACCUUCAGGAGUCUACAAAGGGUAAUAAUAUCAUGUUCAUAAAUGGGGUGCAAAUUGUAUUCAUGACAAAAAUUGUUUGUUGUAUCUUCUUUACAUAAUAACAUAAUUGAGUUUCAAAGUAUUAUUUUGGGAAAAAUAAA